UUUGAAGCACAUAAUGGAGAAUUGCAUUAUUGGAAUAAAAUGAAGUCCCAAAUGCAUGGUGUAAAUUUGUUGAUUAUAUCCAUGAAUUUUCUCUUCCCAAGGUGGUCUGUGAUGAGAACGGUUCAAAGGGCUAUGGCUUUGUGCACUUUGAGACCCAUGAGGUGGCUGAAAGGGCCAUUGAGAAAAUGAAUGGCAUGUUGCUCAAUGACAGGAAGGUGUUUGUCGGCCAUUUCAAAUCUCACGAGGAGCAUGAGGCAGAGUUUGGAGAGGGGGAUAAGGAGUUCACUAACGUGUACAUCAGAAACUUUGGGGAGGACAUGGAUGAUGAGAAGCUGCUGGAGAUAUUUGGAAAAUUUGGACCUGUUCUAAGCAUCAGAGUCAUGACUGAUGAAAGUGGGAAGUCCACGGGCUUCGGUUAUGUCAGCUAUGAACGGCAUGAAGAUGCCCAGAAGGCUGUUGAUGAGAUGAAUGGGAAGGAGAUGAAUGGCAAGCAGGUUUUUGUGGGGCGUGCCCAGAAGAAAUCAGAGUGCCAGAUGGAACUGAAGCGCAAGUGCAAGGAACAGAAACAAAUGAUGGGGGAGCGCCUCUUCCCACUUAUCCAGAGCAUGCACCCCA
Molecule: messenger RNA, 615 nt
Organism: Paramormyrops kingsleyae
Lineage: Eukaryota; Metazoa; Chordata; Actinopteri; Osteoglossiformes; Mormyridae
Source: RefSeq, a predicted model, not a curated record